AUGAGUUUGCUCGGUUCGAGCAGUAAUGUAAGUGCCGCUCAUUCUCGAUCAAAUGAAAUCGGUAGUAAAGACGCGGGAAUUCGCAGGUCUAACCAGACCUCCAACAAUUCAGGGAGUGUCGGAGAAAGCGAGCAAUUGGAAGAAAUCGACGUUGAUUUCACUGCGGAAUAUGAUGAUGAUGUCGAUGAUGGCAUCGAUCAACCUCAAAUGGGAACCCGGGCGGAUAAGUCUUUGGGUCUCCUAACCCAAAGAUUCAUUCGUUUGUUAGAGUGUUCUGCUGGCGGCAUUUGUGAUUUAAAUCAGGCAGCAGAGGCGUUGAACGUUCGGCAAAAGCGGCGAAUUUACGAUAUCACGAAUGUUCUCGAGGGUAUAGGGCUCAUAGAGAAGAAGUCGAAAAAUGUCAUACAGUGGAAAGCUGGUGAUCUUUUGAAAGCUGACGAGAAGGAAGACGAGCCGGGCGUAAUUUCUCAUCUGGAAGGUUUACAAUCGGAAUUGAUUCAACUGCGAGAAGAGGAAAACGCCUACGAUGAACACAUCAAGUGGCUUCAGCAGAGUAUGCGUAAUGUGUGUGAGUCAUCGAAAAAUCAGCGUUGUGCAUACAUAACUCAGGCAGAUCUCCAGAAGGCAUUCCCUUUCUCGAGCACAUUUGCUGUGCAAGCGCCUCCUGGAACAAAUGUUGAAGUCAUCCCGCCAAGGUUCGGAGGUAUCGCCGAUUCACGAUAUGUGCUUCGUUUGUCGAGCUCGUGCGGACCCAUUACUGCUGUUUUUGCCAAUAAGUUCGAGGGACGCGCCAGGAUGUACAGGGCUAUCAUGGAUUCUAGUCGCUAUCAGGUUGAGCAUGGCCUUUACACCGCAGCAAGUGACGAUUCUGGUCCAGUUUUCGAGGAAGAUCCUGAGGAACAAUUAGGAACAUCACGUAGACGUCGAAUUGAGGAGUCUAAAAGCGGUCGAGCAACUACAUGCAGCACCCUGGUGCAAAUACAACCGCCUCCAAACCAUGAAGAUUAUCAGUUUCGGGUCAGAAAUUACAGUAGCGCAUUCGACUUGUUUGUGGACGAGAUAUAG
Messenger RNA from Haemonchus placei, 1065 nucleotides. Lineage: Eukaryota; Metazoa; Nematoda; Chromadorea; Rhabditida; Trichostrongylidae. The record is from the annotation of a GenBank genome assembly.